This is a messenger RNA of Spinacia oleracea (spinach), 1260 nucleotides long. RefSeq names its product protein FAR1-RELATED SEQUENCE 5-like. The coding region runs from base 1 to 1260 and encodes 419 amino acids. Lineage: Eukaryota; Viridiplantae; Streptophyta; Magnoliopsida; Caryophyllales; Amaranthaceae. The transcript has 2 exons. The record is from RefSeq and is a predicted model, not a curated record.
AUGGAAGUUCCUACUGCAGUUCCUACAACAAAGCCUACAGAGCCUGCAAAGGAGGGGCCUGCAAAUCCUACAAGAGUAUCUACAGUGCCUACGACAAUCCCUAUGGAGUCUACAACAGAACCUAUGGAGCACAGAACAGUACCUACGGCGCCUACACCAGUCUCUACAGUGCCUACAGAACAACCUACACCAAUCGAAUAUAUUCGAAGUCCUAGAGCAGAAACAUAUCUGACUCAAGAUGGAACUAGGGAAUGGAUUCCAUAUUGUGUUGAAGAUAAGAAACCACGUGAAGGAAUGGUAUUCAAAACUUUAGAAAAGGCUAUCGAUCUUUAUAAGGAGUAUGCUGUAAUAUGUGGUUUUGACGUUUGUUCAGCUACAGUAUACAAGAAUAGCAAAGGUAUCAUUCAAAAGUAUUAUCUUUGUAGUAGAGAAGGUAUCUUAGAAUCCGAAGGUAAUUAUGAUGAGAAAGGGAAGCGACGCCGUAAAAGAAACUCAAAGCGAGUUGGUUGCAAGGCUAGAAUCAUUUGUAAUCUUAACAAUGAAGAUGGAGAAUACAAAGUUACCAAAUUUUUUGAGCCUCAUAACCAUUGCCUAGCCUCUCCUACAUCCAUGCCAUAUUUGAGAAGUUCAAGAAAAAUGACGAUGGUUCACGAGAAUUUUGUGAAUAAUAAUACAAGAAUGAACAUUGGACCAACGAAAUCUUUUCGGCUAUUUAAGGAAAAUGUAGGUAGUUACGACAAUGUUGGGGCCACAAUGAAAGACUUUAUGAACUUUCAUAGAGAUUUGAAGGAGCACAUCAAGGGUGAUGAUGCUAAGAUGUUAAUUGAGAAUUUUAUACGAAAAAGAGAUGUUUUCAAUGGGUUCUACUUUGAUUAUGCCCUAGAUGAACAUGAUCAUGUUUCCCAUCUGUUUUGGGCGGAUGCAACUAGCCGUAAAAAUUAUUCAUUGUUUGGAGAGAUGAUAUCCUUUGAUUGCACCUAUGACUCCAACACAUACUCAAUGGUUUUAGCUCCUUUCACCGGAGUAGACCAUCACAAGUCUUGCAUAACAUUUGGGGUUGGUUUACUUUCUAAAGAAGAUGCUCAAUCAUUUGAAUGGCUUUUUAGGACUUUCCUUAAUGCUAUGGGAAAUUGUGAUCCUAGAUAUUUGAUAACCGAUCAAGACCCGGCAAUGAAAGUUGCCCUAAAUAAGGUGUUUGUUAACACUCGCCACCGACUUUGUUUGUGGCAUAUAAUAAAAAAAAAGUUCAUGAAAAAGUAG